AUGCUGUCGGUGCCGGUGGCGGUGCCGGUGGCGGGGGCGGCGCGGGGCGCGGGCUCCCUGCCCCGCCGGCGCACCAUGUGCAGCGGCGUCGGCUGCUUCUGGGCGCUGCUCUCCGCCGGCCUCUUGGCCGCCUGCGCCUCCGCCUUCCUCUCCCCGGCCUGGCUGCUGCCGCCCGGCCGAGCCGCCGCCGGCUUCGGCUUGCUGUGGCGCUGCGCCGGGCCGCCCCGCGGCUGCCACGGCUCCGCCGGUCCCGGCGGCUUCGGAGACAUCCCCUCCGGCUCCUGGCAGACAAGCGCCGUGCUGUGCGCGGGUGGCUGUGUCCUGCUGGCCCUCAGCUCGCUGCUGGCCAUCGUCGCCGUCCUGCUGCCCAGCGGAGCCUGCGAGAGGCGAGUGUGCACCCUGGCUGGCUACAUGCAGACAGCAGCAGUGUUCAUAAUGGCUUCUGGGCUUUUGGUUUACCCUUUUGGUUUCAACUCUGCAACUGUGAAGAGAUUCUGUGAGAAUUCAGACAUCUACUAUGCAGGAGACUGCCAGAUUGGAUGGGGGUAUAUGCUGGCAAUUGUUGGGGUCAUGCUGUCUGUCUUUUUACCAUUCUUUGCAAAAUAUGCACCAAAAGAGCACAUAUCUCCAACUCCAAUACCUACUAUUUUAUAGUAUUUUAUUACUGUAUAAGAACAGAACAUUCCUGUCUACAGGCAAUGGGCAGAAAUUAUUAUAGCACUUCCAUUUAGCUGUAUUGCUAAAAAGAAGGGGAAAAAAAAAAGGAGAUGGGAGAGAAGGUCAGAUUCACAAAGACCAAAAGUGCAUUGAUAGUCUUCCGUAUGUAUAAGUAGCGAACACUCUGGAAUUGAACUAAGAUUAAUCAGCAGCCUUUUUACUGCUCUAAACAUACAGUGGCAUAAUGCCUUAGACAAAAAAAAAAAUCUGUUUAUCCUCAAAACAUCUGUCUACCUCCCAAACAGUUUCAUUUGUGUCUCAAAUGCGUAAGUCUUUUAAAAGCUUCAAUUCACUUUUUAUAUAUUAUUAAAUGUCAAAACUUUUAUGAACCCAAUAGUUUUAAAACCGAUAAUGAUAUUUUGUUAUAAUUAUUUUGAUUAGUGAAAAAAGACUACUAGUAGCCAUGGCCUAAAAUUAAGCUUGAUAACUAAAAAGAAUUGUAUACAAGAAAAAGUUUCUUUUUAGUCUAUAUGUAUUAGUAACACUUCCAUAUUGUAAAUUGUCAGCACACUUUUUAAUACCAAUCUAAUCUUCAAGAUUUACAGUCAUCUUUAUGAAGAUAAAUUUUAGAUGACUUUUUUCAGAGAGACAGAGAGAGAAAGUGAUCUAACUACUUCUAAGGGCUCCAUGAUGAUAUAACAGGUUACCAACAGAAAAAAGAGAAAAAAACCAUAUUUCUUAGGAUUGUAACUUUAUGUGGAAUUUUACAAAAUGACUUGAACUAUGACAACAGUAAGUUUUUUGUUGUUGUUUGUUUUUAAGGCUGUAAAGAAAAAUCUGUGUUUACAAGAUGUACGUGCCCUAUGGCCCUUGUAUGUAGUGACAAUAUAAGCCAGAAUUAACUAGAUUCUAAUAUUUCCAUUCAUAUUAAGAUCCCACUAUUGUAAAAAAAACAAAAAAAUGCUACCGAACACAACAAACGAGAAGAAUCUAAUUCUGUGUCAGAACUAGCACAUGGACAUUUCAUGGACUUAUAUGUGAAAUCUGUUUAGUUUCCUCGGUAGCAUCGGAUUCAUUACUGUCAAGGACUGAAAUAAGUGCACUUGAUUGUCUUAAGCAAAACAUUGGGUUCUAAUCUCACCCCACUGUUAUGUUUUUCAUUUAAAAUAAAAUUUGAAUUUUAAUUCUAUUCUCAUAUUUUAUUUUUUAUUAUUUAUUAACAAAAAGAUAGAUUAUAUUUAAUUCAGAGCUGUACUUCUCAGUUUUGUAUUUUGGCAAAAAACAAGUGAUCAAAUUUAUUAUUUUUCACUUAAGUGAGCCCAACUAAUUCCUGAAUUUAGUUUGCUUGUGGUUUUUUUGUGUUUUUUUUUUUUUUUUAAUGGAAAGUGUACAUGAAGGGACAGACAGAGAGACAUGUUGAGGAUGUACAAGAAAAUGCAAACAGAUAGAACAAUCACUGUGUUAUUUUAAUACGUCAAAGACUUCUAUAGUCUAGUUUACAUUCCUCACGCUUAUAAACUUCAAUGGAACAUUGAGUUAUUUUUCAAGAUAAUGGUCCGUUGUCACGCACUCUAAAGGCAAAUUCUGCACAUAAACUUAGUAAGUUCCAUUACUAAUCUUUGAAUACAGAUUUCAAAGUAGAAUUAAGUACAUUGAAAACGAGAGAGAAUGAGAGCACUAUGUGGUUUUGCUCUCACUAAGGAAUUGUAUCUUCCAAAUAUUUAAUAAAGUAGGUUGAAGGAAUGUCUCUAAAAUAAGCAGAAGAGAUUUCCAUCAUUUCUGUAUAGUAAUGUGCUUUUCAGUAAUGUCUUAAACUUUUGUUUUAAAAGAAUAGCUGAAAUUGAUAAUUUUCAUAUAAAAGUCAGAAAAGUGAGGAAUAACAAACGACAGGUAAGAAGAUCAUCACCACAAAGUAGAGAGAGACAGAGAGGCAGGCUUUUCUUUCCUAACCAACCUGUGCCUUUACACUAGUACCAUUAUACAAGACAGGAUCAAUAUGGAUAAAAAAAAUCAACAACUGAAAAAUGUUGAGUAAUGUGUAUAAACUGUAUUACGUAUGGUUUUUUCUGUUUUGUGUAAUGUUUACGACUGUCACUUAAUGUUUCACUAGAAAAGUGAUUUGUUAGUGUAAAAUAGAAAUAUUUUUUUCUUGCAAAGAUCUAAAUACUGGAAGUAAAAUUAAUUUAGAUUUUUAUUAACAUCCAUAACAUACUUAGUAGACACAAAUGAUCUACUCCUGUCAUUGCUUAUUAACAUAAGUUUUACAUAUGCAGAACUGGAACUAUCAAUCAAUCAACUGAAAUCAUUAGGACUACAUUUGUGUGAUGUUGAUUACACACACGCAGGUCUGGUCCCAUAGUUCAAGCUUCCUUUGUAACUUUGACUUACUGUUAUAAUGGAGUCCUACAAUUUACAACACCGCUGUAACAAAUCCUUUACUUCUUAAAACUCAAACUCUUCUGUUGUGAGUAUUGUCAAAUUCUACUUCCUGCAAUAUUCUUCACCAUUUACAAGUUAAACUAAUGCUUCCAUUUGGAACUUUCUUUAAUAUUUUAUAAUAUAUAAAGGAAAUCAAGUAUAUGUAUAUCACCCUUACAACUGGAUAGACAAAAACUUUCCUUGCUCAGAACCAGCUUAGCACAGAACGUAGAGAUAAUAAUGCAAGUGAUUCUUACUACAGUUAAGAAACUAAGCUAGUGACUUUAGCUUCUCAACUGACAGAUUUAGAGGGUGUUGCUAACAAUACAUGUGCUAACACUGACAGAUCACUUUUUUAAAUAAAGACUGCGAGUUAAACUGUGUAAAGCGUUUUCUUGUUAAAAGUCAAAAAAAAUUCUGGGAUCAGGUUCAAGUUUUAUUCUAAAUAUAUAUAAUUUUUUUAAGUGUAACUAAAAGCUGUAUUUUCCAUUAAUGUGUUUCUGCGUUGAUUAGCUGGCUCCUUUUUAGAAUAUUAACUGUUUUCUGUAUUUGACUUGUUGGAUACAAUAUUUCAAUUAUUUUAAAUGUGAAAUUUCCAAUUGCCAACACUGUAUAAUAAUAAUAAAAAAAUCACACUGUUCAGUAUUUUGAUAUCUUUUUUAAAAAUAAUAAUAAAAUAAAACAACAAACACACAAAACACACACAAAAAACCAAUUCCCCACAGAUUUGGUAGAAAGCUACUGAAGUAGGGAGAAAAAGAAAUAAAAACAGCAGGGAUAAUCUAUGAAAGUCAAUGUUUGAAGGCAAAGACACAUAAACAUGUACACGGUCAAUCCCUCAGAUGAUGUUCCUAUGGCAAAGGAAAGGAAGUUUUGUGUUUAAGUAAUUAUUUCUCUCCAACUUCCUAUGUGCCCUUGAACAAUGUCCCUACAGCUUCAAGGUAUGUUGCUAUUUUAUACAGGUGUUAUAAUGAUUCAUAGUUUUUAAAGAAAAAUAUAAUCUGAUAACAUAACAAUGGCAACCAUAUGAAUACCUAAAAUAUGUAGCUGUAUCCUGUGAAAUUUUUCUUCUGUGUCUAUUUUGUUCAUUUCUAAAAGAUAUUCUACAUAUAUUUUUGUUAUUCAGCAAAGGAAAGGGAACCCAUUAGUUGGAAUUGAAGUGGAAUAUACUGUCUUCUUACUUUCUGCCAAAGAGUAAUUUUAAUGCAAUUACACAGAGCCAAAGAGAACUUUGUUGAUGUUUGAUAGCUACUAAACUUUGACCAAAACAAAUACUUAAAGGAAGUAUACAGUCAACAUUUUGAAAAUAGGUAUUGAAGGAAAUUCUAAAAAUUGAAGAUAAAAAGCAAUAGUAAUCUGAAUUAGUUUUGAUAAGAUCAUUUUUUAAGACACUUGAACUACUGAGAGAGUCAGGUUUGUGGUUUUGUUUCAA
Cygnus atratus (black swan) is the source of this 4507-nucleotide messenger RNA. RefSeq names its product LHFPL tetraspan subfamily member 7 (gene LHFPL7). Bases 1 to 654 code for a protein of 217 amino acids. NCBI's taxonomy places the organism in Eukaryota, Metazoa, Chordata, Aves, Anseriformes, Anatidae. Gene Ontology annotation, cellular component: membrane. The transcript is spliced from 3 exons. The record is from RefSeq and is a predicted model, not a curated record.